AUGUGUAUCUGUCGUUUGAAGUUGUUUUCCAGACUCCUAGCAGUGUUCACGUCUCAACUGAUGACUUGCAUUGGGUACCCAACACAUGUGCCAAUCACAGUUUGCGAAAGCCUUUUUGCGUAUCAUUUUACUUAGCCACCCCCGGCCUUACCCACUCCCCCUCAACCGCCCAACACAAAUCCAUACAGAAUCCACGUGAGUAAUGAGAGCUAUACACGAGAUGGUCAGCUGACUGUAACGGUAAAUGGUACCAAGGGUUUUAAGGUGAGGGGGUUCAUACUUCAGGCGCGUGCUGCAGGGGAUUCAAGACCUGUUGGUACCUUUCAGGGGAACCUGUCUCCGAACCAAACCUAUAUGUGGUGUUCCGGUGGAGAGCCACAGAACACAGUGACACACCAACGUUCCAGACCACCACAGAUUACCGCCUUUUAUACGCUUGAAUUUACCUGGAAAGCACCAGCAGAGAGCGUUGGAAAUAUCACAUUUUGGGGCACCUUCGUCGAAAAUUACACCAGUUUUUGGGUCGGUGUUCAGUCUGUGACUGUCAGUGGCCCUGCAUUGGACCCACAACAGCCACCAGUGAUACAGCCUGGCUUUGAGAUAACGAAAUAUGGUUGCGGCAGCCAAAAAGGUUGUUAUUCUGAGCCCACAGACUGCACAGAUAGUUCAAACUGCGAAUUCUUGGUCACCUAUGAAACAAAAGGAGAAAAUGUUACAUUUGAGAUGAGUGGAAAACAUGGCUACGUUUCUAUCGGAUUCAAUUCCAAGCAGAAAAUGGACCAAACGGACUCCAUUACUUGUUCAACUUCAUCCAAUAACGCUGUAGAAAUUAGACACUAUCACUUAGAUUACAAUCAGCCAAUCAGGACUGACUUGGAAAACUCUACGGACAUAAUUCGCGAUAUAGGAGCGUAUGAGAAUGGAACAGUUACUUGCAAGUUUGUUCGCAAAAUUUCACCCACUGAUCCGAGGAUGAAAAAUUUAACCAAGAGCUGGUUUUUUGUAUUUGCUUGGGGUAAAGUCAGUAACACAGGAGCUCUUUCUUAUCAUAGAGAAAAUGCGACAUUUUCCUUAGAACUGGUGAAUGUUACCCAACCUGCCGUGCUGAAAAACGGGCGUAAAACAGCACCAGCACCCACCCCCGAAGGUGAACUUGAGUUUUUAACUUCUCAAUGUGGCCAAACAAAGAGUUGUUACUCGGAGCCCACAGACUGUACAUCUAGCAGCACCUGUGACUAUCUUGUCACAUUCGAACCUUGCGAAGACAAGAAUGACGUCAAAUUUGAGUUGAGUGCGAAGGCUGGUUGGGUCGCCAUCGGAUUCAACAAAGAGAGCAAAAUGGACGGUACAGAUACUAUUAUCUGCUCUCGCUUAAAUGAUGACACUGUAGCCACGGAGCACUAUAGCCUGACUGGCCAUGACAACCCAGUUCAAACCAAACCGACUCCUGCAGGCCUUAUGGUGAUCUCUGGUGCGUAUCAAGACGGAGUCAUUAAGUGUAGAUUUUCUCGAAAUAAAACAGCAAAUGGCAUGUUAGGAUUGGACCAAGAAGUGUUCUUAAUUUACGCUCGUGGUGAUGUGAAUGGUGGUAUACUUAUCCGGCACACUCACAGGUCACCCAGCACAAGUAAAGUCGACGUUUGUAAACUGAACACCGCGCUCGAGAGUAAGACUACGGACAACAAGCUACUGAAAGCUCACGGCUCGCUAAUGGUGGUGGCCUGAGUUGGGUUUGCAACCCUGGCUAUGUUUGCCGCGCGUUAUAUGAAGGACGUCUGGGGAAAACUAUUUGGACUUAAGAAGUGGUUCCAGGUUCACAGGGCACUGACUGUAAGCUGUUUGAUUUUCACUCUAGUCGGUUUUGUGCUGGUUUUUGCUCACGUCGAAGGCUGGUCUGAAGCAGAUGUGGCACACUCUGUACUAGGGGUUAUUAUCACUCUUCUUGUCUGUGCACAGCCCAUUAUGGCGCUCAUGAGGCCUAAACCAGCAGCCGAGAAUCGAUGGAUUUUCAACUGGUGCCAUCGUUGCGUUGGCAUCUCUGCAUUUAUUCUUGCGGUGGCCAACAUAUUCCUUGGCCUUCGCCUGCCUCAUUUAAAUGCUGAAGUCGGAGUUUAUCUCAUGACCUUUUUCUGCGUCGGCCUGGUAGCAGUUGUUGCACUUGAGAUCUACAUUAGGUGCCAAAAGAGUAAGAAAGGACUACUUUACAUGACCUUUGGAUUCCUCGUUGUCCUAACCAGUACUGUUUGUUUUGCCCUGCUUCUUUUCAUUACCAUGGCAACUUGAAACCCAAAACCUCAGGACUUCUGUUGACCCUUUUGUUCGACUCGGAAAUGCUUCUGUCAUUCAUACCUAUUACCAAAGCAACUUUAAGAAUUAACAAGUGAAUCCCACGACACGACUUUAUCCAGCGUGUGUUACUUAGUAGAGAUUCUCGUUUUAAACUCGUCUUCUUUUCUGAUAUUUUAUACGCAAAAUCUUCAAUCAAUGCAUCGCAACAUAAUGGAACUGUACGUUACUUAACCUCGAAGGUUUCAUUCAUGUAUGUUGUAGCCUAUUCUUGGCGCUCAACUGGUAAACAAGGCAGUUAUAAUUUCUGCGGGGCAAACUGUAAGAGACUGCUUCCAACGAUUAUCCUGAUCACGAUCUGUUCCAGACCUCCCUCGUUUAUUCGCUCUUCGCUUUUUAUCACGCCCCUUUACCAACUAAUUGCCAGGAACAGGUUAACCGCUAGUUUAUAGAUGGAGGAAUCUUAAAGAUAAUUUUAUAUUCUCGAGAUAUAUUAUUCUUCAACCAACAACAACCUGUCGUAAUAGAGGUUUUGGCUCUUCAGCGCAGUCAAGUACAUAUACAAUGAAUGAAAUAUUUCAUCGUUGAUCUCACGAUGUUGUUGCUUCGGAUUUGUGCCUUUCAUUGGUCAGUUAUGGGGAAAAAAGAAAUUAAAAGGUUCUAUCUCGUCAACACUGACAAAGCGUGUCAUGAUUUUGGUGGA
Messenger RNA from Pocillopora damicornis (cauliflower coral), 2989 nucleotides. RefSeq names its product ferric reductase 1-like. The record is from RefSeq and is a predicted model, not a curated record. Lineage: Eukaryota; Metazoa; Cnidaria; Anthozoa; Scleractinia; Pocilloporidae.